AUGAAAAGGAGUUACAACCAAAAGAGUGAAGACUGUCCAGACGGCUCUAUCGAGAAUCAGCGCCCAACCGCGCAGUCCGGCUGGCCGAGGAAACGUGUUCACGCUCGGCCAAAACGAUCCGUCCGUCUGAAGUCUCGGCCAAAGUCCAAACCAUCCGGCCGAUCACGCACGACCCGGGAAACAUGUCCCGCGGUCGGCCAAGCCACGCCACUCCACGCCGCCGCGCACGACCAGCCGCGCGAGCCGGGAAGCAAGCCUCGCGGCCGCGCAACCUUCUCGCGUACCACGGCCGAUGCGCCGUCCGAGCCGGGAAGACGUCCCGGUCCGGCCGAGAAUCAUCGGCCAAUCUUCACCCGUCCGACCACGCGGCCGACCGCGAAUCCAUCCGGCCACGACCGUUCCGAUCGAUCCGACCACGGCCACGACCCGAUCGUCGCCGACCGUCCCAACGCCGCGGUCGACCCGAAGCCCGUUUUGAAGCCCAUUUCAUAUUUUCAAGCCCGGCUUAACCCUAAGCCGCCUCAAAAGACCUAG
Microthlaspi erraticum is the source of this 534-nucleotide messenger RNA. The record is from the annotation of a GenBank genome assembly. NCBI's taxonomy places the organism in Eukaryota, Viridiplantae, Streptophyta, Magnoliopsida, Brassicales, Brassicaceae.